UCAAAAGAAGAAUAAAAGUGCGUAACUUCUUCUGAGAAUCAGCGGAUUAUUUGUUUCCUAGUGUUUCAGUUACGUGUUUGACGGAACUGAUGCGAGUUAAACUCGGUUAAACUCGGUUAAACUCGGUUAAACCCGGUUAAACUCGGUUAAACCCGGGAGACUUGAAUCCUCUGAGGGAACAUUAAACAUAAUGGACAGUGGCAGCCUGGUUGGAGACUAUCUGUCUCCGGAGUCAACGGUGACGUCCUUGAUGUCCAACACAGGUUGUCUGAGGAGCAGCCUCCUGCCUCCUGAACACAACAGCAGCAUCAGAUACAGAAACAAGGACUAUGACUCGGCCUCUGCGGCACUGGACGCUUACAUCGCAGACUUUGAGAGUAGUUGUCAGAACUGCAGGUUAUCGGCAGGACAACUCGUUCUGCCUCAUAGUCCUCUGUCCACGGCGAGCAGACCCAGAGUGAGCACACUCAGAAACAAAGAUGUUCUCAGGGAGAGUUUAACUGAGAGAGAGCUGGACUUCCUGAACCUUCCCGUCAGCUCCCUUCACCACGGUGCUAACAGAGACAGACUCUCGAUGACGACAGACGAGCUGCUGUCAAUCCCUAAUGAUGGAUCGAUGCCUGUCACACACACUUCUGCCUUUAUCCAAGGCCUCUUGUCCCAGUCUGAAGCCUCACAGCUCCGCUGCUCCUCCAUUUCAGGACAUAGAAACUGUGCUGGGCUCAGUAGCAGCUUCACCAAUCCCCAACUGAACCACCACCACCCUCAACUAACCAGGAUAUCCAGGAACUCCAGGUGCAGAGGAAGAGGAGCAGCCACGUUUAAAACACAUGACAACAUAUUCCCUGCCGUACACAGAGCAGCUGCUGGUGGCUGGUUCACCAGCAGCAAGGCUGACAGGGACCACUCUGGAUCCAGCAGCAUCCCUGACCUGAACUACCCAGCAUGGAUCCAGGGCUGCAGCGAGUCUCAGCCCCAGCCGCCACCAAUCGAACCAAAGCUAUGGGACAACCACAGUUUUCCUCCACCUGCAGCUCUGAGAACCAGAGCUCCGUCCUGGGUAGCAGAGCUGGAGGACGAUGAUCCCGACCAGACACGUUCACAGGUUGGAGAUCUGAAGCUGCAGUUAGCUGAACAGAUUUCACUGCUCGCUGCAGAGAGAAAAAGCUCCGACAUCAUGGAUACUCACAUGAUGUUCAGAGACAACAGGAUCGAGUGUUUGAUCCAGAAGGCCGAUCAGGUACUGAACUCUCUGUGUCAGAGCUGUGACGGAGCAGAUAAACCUGCAGUUAUUCCAGUGAACAACGAGGAGUUGCUCAGUUCCUCCUCACGUUGUCCUUCAUUCACUCUGGACCCAGCAGCAGGGGGCGGCACAGACAACAUCUGGAAGCAGCCCGGUCCAGUGGAGGCUCUGAAACAGAUGCUGUUCAGACUGCAGGCGGUGGAAACCAAGCUCCAGCAACAAGAAGAGGAAGCGUCAGAGACUCAAACACGCCCUGACAGGCUGCAGACAGAGACUCCAGGGACGCAGACGACUGAAGCAGAGCUGGAGAGUUUUUCUGGUGGACCGUCACUACACAGAGCUCUGCAUCACCUGAGUCGUCUGAAGCUCCUGGUGGAUGAACCCAGAGAGAAAAACAGAGAGGAGAAGGAUGAAGAUGAAGGACGCUACUCUUCCUCAUCUGCUGAUGGACUCAUCUGUACGCAGCUGAAACUCUCCUGAAGCCGACGUCAGUAUUCUCACUGUCCAAAGAAUCUGGAUGAACUCUGGAUUUAUAUUUUAGAUAAAAAGGUGCCAUGCAUCCAAACACAGAACUGAGACUGAAACAGACUUAACAAACCAAUGAAAUGUGUGUUGAAGUUACGUGAAGUGUUUACGUGAAGGAAGCUGUGAAAGUUGAAAACAUUGUCUGAUCUUGGUUUUUCAUUAAAGUCUCAUUCUGUUUUUUGGGAAAUCAUCUUGUUUAUUACAGAAUCAAAAGCUCCUGGUCUUGA
Paralichthys olivaceus (Japanese flounder) is the source of this 1995-nucleotide messenger RNA. RefSeq names its product chromosome 18 C18orf54 homolog (gene c18h18orf54). The record is from RefSeq and is a predicted model, not a curated record. NCBI's taxonomy places the organism in Eukaryota, Metazoa, Chordata, Actinopteri, Pleuronectiformes, Paralichthyidae.